Molecule: messenger RNA, 201 nt
Organism: Microdochium trichocladiopsis
Lineage: Eukaryota; Fungi; Ascomycota; Sordariomycetes; Xylariales; Microdochiaceae
Exons: 3
Source: RefSeq, a predicted model, not a curated record
CAGAUCCAAUACCACUGUGGCCAUUUCCGGUUUCCUGUCCAACGAUGGUGCCAUGUCUACGAACGAACCCACAAGAAGUGCCAGCCCAACGUCACCUGUGCCGAAUGGAGAGGUGACGAGGUUUGUCCGGACUGCCGACCACAAACCCCGCCAGUCUGGGAAUGGAUGAUCACAAGGCCGCGGCAGAGCCCUUAUGUUUGA